AUGCCUUCCGCAUCGGAGCCCGAACUCCUCGCUGUCAACACACACGCCGAGAAGAUCCGCGUACUGACGUUCAACCGCCCACAAAAGCGUAAUGCUCUUUCGCAGGCGUUGAUGGACAAAUUUCUCUACGAGCUGGCAAUAGCAUCUAGAGAUGCUAGAGUCCGGGCUAUUGUCGUUACCGGAGGAAAGUCAUUCUUCUCAGCGGGGGCCGAUAUUAACGAGAUCGCGGCCUUGGACGCCGAGGCUGCGACGAGGUGUAGAUAUCUGGAGGAUCUGUGCAAUGGGCUGCGUUCCGUACGCAAGCCGAUUAUCGCCGCAGUAGAGGGGAUAGCGCUUGGUGGAGGUUUUGAGGUGGCUCUUAUGUGCGACCUCAUAUUCGCGUCACGAACUGCUCAGUUUGGUCUUCCAGAGGUCAAAAUUGGGCUGAUACCAGGUGCCGGGGGCACGCAACGGCUCACAAAUAUCAUGGGCAAGUUCAAGGCGAUGGAAAUGAUUCUGCUUGGCUCGUCCAUCACAGGUGAAGAGGCAGCAUCCUGCGGUCUGGUUGCAGGGCUGUUCGAACCAGGAACUGUCCUUGCGAGUGCCCUCGAGGCGGCUACUCAAAUAGCCAAUAUGAGUAGGUCAGCAAUAUCACUUGCAAAAGAAUCCAUAUGCCGUGCCGAUGACAAGGGGCGCGAUGAUGACUUCGAACGACACCUCUAUUAUUAUGCGUUCGGAACACGGGACAAAAGGGAAGGCGUAUCAGCAUUCUUAGAUAAACGACCUGCAAAGUGGGAGUAA
Messenger RNA from Ilyonectria robusta, 780 nucleotides. Its product is annotated as ClpP/crotonase-like domain-containing protein. Gene Ontology annotation, biological process: fatty acid beta-oxidation. Gene Ontology annotation, molecular function: enoyl-CoA hydratase activity. Lineage: Eukaryota; Fungi; Ascomycota; Sordariomycetes; Hypocreales; Nectriaceae. The record is from RefSeq and is a predicted model, not a curated record. The transcript is spliced from 6 exons. Bases 1 to 780 code for a protein of 259 amino acids. Gene Ontology annotation, cellular component: mitochondrion.